Messenger RNA from Humulus lupulus (European hop), 396 nucleotides. Its product is annotated as secreted RxLR effector protein 161-like. Bases 1 to 396 code for a protein of 131 amino acids. The transcript has a single exon. Lineage: Eukaryota; Viridiplantae; Streptophyta; Magnoliopsida; Rosales; Cannabaceae. The record is from RefSeq and is a predicted model, not a curated record.
AUGAAGAAAAUCUCCUAUGCUUCUGUUGUUGAAAGCUUAAUGUAUGCUCAAGUGUUCACAAAACCUGACAUUUCUUUUGCUGUCAGAAUGUUAGGAAGAUACCAGAGUAACCCGAGAUUAGACCACUGGAGAGCUGCGAAGAAAGUGAUGAGGUACCUCCAAGGUAAUAAGGAAUACAAACUAAUGUUAAGACGAACUGACAAUCUAGAAGUAGUUGGCUACUCAUAUUCAGACUUUGCUGGUUGUGUUGACUCACGUAAAUCAACCUCUGGUUACGUGUUUAUGUUUGUCGAUGGAGUUAUGUCAUGGAGGAGUACCAAACAGACAUUGACUGCUCCUUCUACUAUGGAGGUCGACUUCGCUUCCUAUUUUGAGGCUACAUCGCAUGGUGUAUGA